AGAACGCCCUCGUACGACCUCGCCCGCCAUGUGUCGGACGAGGUCCUGCUGCGCAUCUUCUCCUACGUCGACGAGCACACGCUGCUGGCCGCCUCGGCUGCGUCGCGCCAGCUCUACAGAAUCGCCUCGGACCCCCAGCUGUGGCGCGUCCACUACUACCACCGGUUCAUCCUGCCGCGCGCCGCCCGCAUCCCGGGGCUCAAGCUCGAGGCAGAGGCCAACGGCCAGGGCGAGCCGCAAGCAUCCGCAGGGGCCAACGCCGCCCAGGGAGCCGCUGCUGGCUCCAGCUCCAGCUCCUUGAGCGACUCCGGCUCCGGAAGGCUGGCCCCCACGUCGGCUGCUCACGCCGAUGCUCGCGCGGAUGCCGAGCCAGCUGAGCCGUUCAAGCCUGCUGAUCCGGCCGACAAGUCCGGCCAUCCGACAGACUAUGUCGACUGGAAGCAGCAGUACCGCCUGCGACACAACUGGGCCCGCGGCCUCUGCGAGGUGCGCCAGGUCGAGGUCAACCCCAUCAACUGCUCCCUGACCCCCGUCCAGGAGCGUCGGACUCUGGUCAAGGUCGUCCAUGGCAUUGCCGUCACCGUCGACCUGCAAGCCGGGCUUCGGGCCUGGGACCUGCGGACGCAGCUCUCCAUUGCGCAGACAACCACAGAGACCCAUGACGGCAUCCACCUCGUGCCCACGGCGCUCUCUCUGGACGGCCAGAAGUUCGAGGCUGGCAUUUUGGACAUUAUGCUGGGCUUCAACGACGGAACCUUUGGCAUUUGGCGGCUGACCAUCAGCCAGGGCAAGCUGGCCGUCUUGUAUCGCCAGGACAAGAGCUAUGUGGGAAGACUCACGUCGGUCGCCUACUCCUACCCGUACGCCCUGACGGCUGCCGAGCUGGGCUUCAUCUCGCUGUACACCUUUGACUCCCCGAACCCCGAGCCGGACGCGGACCUCUCGCACCCCCAUGUGCUGUCAUCGCUCAAGUCCGACUACUCGCGACAGCCGCUGGUCUUGUCCCUCCGCCGGCUCAAGGACUCGGCCGUUGCGUCCAUUGCCUACUCGUUCGACACUGUGAGCGGCUGGGCCAUUGGGAUUCAAAACUUUGACAUCCGGCCCUCGGGCUGCUCCAAGCCCGACGUCAUCACGUCUCGCGUCGCCUAUACUCUGCCUGCCGACACUCGCGGCUUGGCCGCGCCGGCUCACUACCGGCCAAAGUGCCCUACGUGCGCCAACUUUCCCGACUCGUACUUGGACGACGACGAGGGCGGGCCGGCCAAGCUCUGCUACAGCCACCCCUAUCUGCUCGCAACGAUGCCCGACAACACCCUUGUGCUGUUUGUCGUUACUGCGACCGAGAAAUCCUUUGCCAUCUCGAACCCUACCAGGCUCUACGGACACACCUCGGGCAUUGCUGAUGCCGAUGUCACGCCAGAGGGUAGAGCCGUGAGUGUCAGUGAGCGAGGCGAUGAGAUUCGCGUCUGGGAUCUCGAAGGGGGCCGUCGCGACGUGAGCGUCGAGGUGAGGCCCCGGCCUGGCAGAGAAUCUGACGAUGUGGAGGGCGAACCCGCCUCGACAGAGGCAGAGCAGAGGCGGAACUGGGUCGGGACUGACGACCAAAGAGUGACUGUCCUCAGCGAGACGCUGGACGGCCGGGAGAGUCUGGUCACGUAUGACUUUACCUGA
Trichoderma reesei QM6a is the source of this 1671-nucleotide messenger RNA. RefSeq lists its product as uncharacterized. The record is from RefSeq and is a predicted model, not a curated record. The annotation marks the transcript as partial. Gene Ontology annotation, molecular function: protein binding. The transcript is spliced from 2 exons. NCBI's taxonomy places the organism in Eukaryota, Fungi, Ascomycota, Sordariomycetes, Hypocreales, Hypocreaceae.